AUGGCUGCAGAAGAAGGGAGGGGGUCAAACCCUAACAAUGCACAGGUUCGUCGGCCUGAAAUGCUUUGCCCAGAGUCUGGGAAAUUGUACAUAUUUGGUUACGGUUCUUUAAUUUGGAAACCCAACAUUACAUAUUCAAGAAGCUGGAUCGGUUAUAUCAAAGGCUACAAACGAAGAUUCUACCAGGGUACAACGACACAUCGUGGUACUCCUCAGCAGGCUAGCGAGCCCGGUCGUGUUUUGACCCUUUUACCAUCAAGUGACAAAGAACAGCGAGUCUGGGGCAAACUUUUCGAAGUUGAUGGUGUGGACGAAAUUAAUGCCGCGAUCGAACACCUCGCUGAACGAGAAAUGAUCCUCGGUGGUUAUCGAUUUGAUGUUGUUCCUUUUUAUCCCUUUAAAAACUGCGAGAAUAACAAUUAUGAACAAUCUCCAGAAGUCAUCCAAUCGAUUGUAUACAUCGCUGAACCUGGAAAUGAUCAAUAUAUUGGUAAAGCGCCUCUUGAAGUUCAGGCACGACAAAUUGCCAUCGCACAUGGAUUUUGUGGUCCAAAUUCAGAGUACUUAAAGAAGUUGAUCGAAUUCAUAAUCGAAGAGGUACCAAAAGACAACCUUCACCACGACAAAUACUCACUUGAUUUGUGGAAUCUUGUAAACGAAUACCUCCAACAGAUUGCUUCUUCGACAUCACAGGAAAUGAAUAAUUCCAGUGAAAUCCUCACCCCACUGAUCGUUAGCUCUAUUGUUUCAAAUUAA
Molecule: messenger RNA, 756 nt
Organism: Rodentolepis nana
Lineage: Eukaryota; Metazoa; Platyhelminthes; Cestoda; Cyclophyllidea; Hymenolepididae
Source: the annotation of a GenBank genome assembly